AUGCUCACCAAGACUUGCUUCGCGCUCGCCUCGGCUGCGCUCGCCAGCAAUGGUGCCCUUGCCCUGGGUCACCGCCACCGCCAUGGCCAUGAGCAGAAGCGUGCUCUCAUCUACGAGACCACCGAGACCGUCACUGAUAUUGACUGGGUCACUGUCACCGUCGAUCCCAACGAGCCUGCCACCUCAGCUCCUGCUGUUGAGGCCACCCCCUCCACCAGCUCGACUACUGUAGAGGCCACCCCCUCGGUUGUGCCCAGCGUCGCCCAGCCCGUGGCUCCUGCUUCUUCGUCGUCGUCGUCGUCGAUCGUUGUUGCGACUCCCACUCCUACACCAAGUGCCGCCCCUACUACUUUCGCCACUAGUGUUGCGUCGCCAUCGCCUUCCACCACCUCUACCACCUCUCAGGUCUUUGAGGCUCCCGAGGUUGCCGCUGUUGCCACGACACCUUCGACGUCUUCGUCUGCGGCCGCGGCUACGACAGCCUCUGUGGCCACGACCUCCGGCAACAAGCGAGGCGCCGCUUACAACCUCGCCAGCCUGGUUUCCGCCCUCACCGGCACCGGCAGCAAGAUCAGCUGGGCGUACAACUGGGGCCAGGUCAGCGAUGGACUGUCUGAUGUUGACAGUUCCCUGGAGUACGUUCCCAUGCUGUGGAGCAACAGAGCGGACUUCAUCUCUACCUGGGACUCCAACGCCAAGUCCGCCAUCAGCAAUGGCGCCAAGAACUUCCUCGGCUUCAACGAGCCCGACAACGCGGGCCAGGCCAACAUGGAUGCUGCCACUGCUGCAUCCGCCUACAUUGAGUACCUGACCCCUUACGCCGACUCUGUCCGUCUUGGCUCGCCCGCCAUCACCAACAGCGGAAGCGACGGAGAGGGCGUGAGCUGGCUGAGUGAGUGGGUCAGCGCCUGCAACGGACAGUGCAAGUUCAGCUUCUGCGCCGCCCACUGGUACUCCCCUGCCAGCAGCUCCGACUUCCUCAGCUUCGUCACCCAGGUCCACGAGGCCUGCGGCACCGACAAGACCGUCUGGAUCACUGAGUUCGCACCCACCGGAGCUGAUGACGCCACCAUCUCCUCGUUCCUCGAGGAGGUCCAGGACGCCCUCGACAACAACUCGACCUACAGCUUCGUCGAGAGGUACUCUUACUUCUACGUCGCUGAUGGUUCAUUGAUCACUGGCACCUCGGCCAGCACCUACGGCAACACCUUUGCCUACGGCUCCUGA
Molecule: messenger RNA, 1227 nt
Organism: Diaporthe amygdali
Lineage: Eukaryota; Fungi; Ascomycota; Sordariomycetes; Diaporthales; Diaporthaceae
Exons: 1
Coding region: 1-1227 (408 amino acids)
Biological process (GO): fungal-type cell wall polysaccharide metabolic process
Cellular component (GO): fungal-type cell wall
Source: RefSeq, a predicted model, not a curated record